This is a messenger RNA of Volvox carteri f. nagariensis, 1864 nucleotides long. RefSeq lists its product as uncharacterized. Lineage: Eukaryota; Viridiplantae; Chlorophyta; Chlorophyceae; Chlamydomonadales; Volvocaceae. The coding region runs from base 80 to 1630 and encodes 516 amino acids. Gene Ontology annotation, biological process: mitochondrial seryl-tRNA aminoacylation. Gene Ontology annotation, cellular component: mitochondrion. The transcript is spliced from 11 exons. The record is from RefSeq and is a predicted model, not a curated record. Gene Ontology annotation, molecular function: ATP binding; serine-tRNA ligase activity; tRNA binding.
AAUUAUGGUUUGUUACAGUUCCAGAAGCUGAAGCUGAUCCUGGAUAACUGGAUUAGGUGGCAAGUCGGAAGGCAAGGCCAUGCUGAAUCAAGUUUCUCAACGCCGUGCCACAGUACAGGCAAGGGCUUUCCAGCCCUCAUUUGCUCGCUCUUGUAAUCGGCUUAAGCUAGCUGCCGUAGCAGCUACUGAAGCGCCUGUGGCUUCGACCUCUGCGCCAUCGACUGAGGCGCCCAGCUUCCGCGCGAACCUUGACUUCAAGUUCAUUAAGGAGAACGUAGAGCUAGUUGCAACAAACUGCAAAAAUCGUUUCAGCAGUGCCGACCCACAUAAGGUCGUCGCCCUAUACGAUGAGUUUGUGGCGCUGAAGACGCAAGCCGACAGCUUGCGCGCGGAGAGAAAUGAAAAUAGCAACGCCAUGAAGGGCAAGCUGGAUGCCGAGAAGCGAGCUGCCCUGAUCGCUCGGGGGCAGCAGCUCAAGGACCAGCUCGCGGAGGUGGAGGAGCUCCUCACCAGGGUGGAGUCCUCCCUGCAUCCUGAGGGCCAGCGGGAGCCCAACCUCACCCACCCUGAUGUGCCGCUGGAGAGGGAGGAGGCGCAGGUUGGCGCUCAGCGGCACUUUUCCUUCCCCCCCCGCGACCACGUCACCCUAGCCGAGGCUCUGGACUUGGUGGACUUCGAGUCGGCUGCGGAGGUCACGGGCCAGAAGUUUUACUACCUUCGUAACGCGGGAGCCCUCCUGGAGUUGGCUCUCGUCAACUACGCAUUCAACAAGGUCGUAUCCCGGGGUUUCACGCCCAUUAUGACUCCGGACCUUGUCAAGGCCAGUGUGCUGGAGAAGUGCGGUUUCCAGCCCCGGGGGACGGGGACGCAGGUGCGUGUGUGGUGGGGGACGCGUCGGGGGCUUUUACGAUAUCGAGAAGUGGGCGGGACUGGGAUUGGGUUGGAGAAGGAGGAAGGGCCGUGUAGACGGGACCCGGGACGUGCGGUUAAGUGUCCCGCGUGUGGAAGGGGAGCCGUGACCGUGACCGGCCUGCAGAGCUUGUCAUUGUAUGUGUAUUUCAUCGGGACCCAUGGUGCUUGCUUUUUACUCAUCUCCCCCCCUUUUUUCCUCUCCGCCCCCUCUUCUUCCGCGCUGCACCAGCAGCUGAUCGACAUAGAGGCGGAGAUGUUUGAGGAGUUGGGGCUGCAUUUCAAGGUUCUGGAUAUGCCCAGCGGCGACCUGGGGGCUCCCGCGUACCGCAAGUAUGACGUUGAGGCCUGGAUGCCAGGACUGCAGCGGUACGGCGAGAUCUCCUCCGCUUCCAACUGUACGGACUAUCAGUCCCGCCGCCUGAACAUCCGGUACAGACCGGCUGCGGCUGCCAAGGCUGCUGCCGAAGCGGACGGCGCAGCCAGCAGCAGCGGCGGCGGUAAGAAGGGCGGUAAGAAGGGCGGUGGCGGCGGCAGCGGCAAGACCGAAUUUGUGCACACGCUCAACGCGACUGCGUGUGCGGUGCCCCGAAUGAUUGUGGCGAUUCUGGAGAACUUCCAACAGGAGGACGGCAGCGUGGUGGUGCCGCCGCCGCUGCGGCCCUACCUGGGUGGCAUGGAGGUCAUCAGGCAGCCCGCACUGGCUGCCGGCAAGGCGUGAAGGAAUACGGAGGCUCUAAGGCGGACCAGGGGUGGUGUGGCCGUCGUGGAAUGGAAUUGAGGGGGGUUCGACACGCCGGGUGUGCAGGGGUUGCAGAGUGCUGGACCUUGGCGGGGGUUGUGUGGUGAUCGGUGUGUUGCCGUGCUUUUCCCUGGGUUAUAGAGUUGGAUUAUGUACGUGGCGAGAUAGGUGAAGUAAGGAAUCGUUGCCGUGUAAAUCUUAUCACGGGCUUUU